Molecule: messenger RNA, 2302 nt
Organism: Lipotes vexillifer (Yangtze River dolphin)
Lineage: Eukaryota; Metazoa; Chordata; Mammalia; Artiodactyla; Lipotidae
Gene: ISLR2
Product: immunoglobulin superfamily containing leucine rich repeat 2
Exons: 2
Coding region: 62-2302 (746 amino acids)
Biological process (GO): positive regulation of axon extension
Cellular component (GO): cell surface
Molecular function (GO): protein binding
Source: RefSeq, a predicted model, not a curated record
UGGAGAAGGGGUUGCAGCCCGAGGGCAGCGCGCGGAGAGUCGGCGAGCAGCGGGAUCCGCGAUGGUGCCCUUGAGGGCCCUGUGGCUGGCUUGGGCGCUGCUAGGAGUGGCCGGAGCGUGCCCAGAGCCGUGCGCCUGUGUGGACAAGUACGCGCACCAAUUCGCCGACUGCGCCUACAAGGAGCUGCGCGAGGUGCCGGAAGGACUACCAGCCAACGUGACCACGCUUAGUCUGUCGGCGAACAAAAUCACCGUGCUGCGGCGUGGGGCCUUCGCCGACGUCACGCAGGUCACGUCGCUGUGGCUGGCGCACAAUGAGGUGCGCACCGUGGAGCUGGGCUCGCUGGCGGUGCUGAGCCAGCUCAAGAACCUCGACCUGAGCCACAACCUCAUAUCCAGCUUCCCAUGGAGCGACCUGCGUAACCUGAGCGCUCUACAGCUACUCAAGAUGAACCACAACCGCUUGGGCUCGUUGCCCCGGGACGCACUCGGUGCACUGCCCGACCUGCGCUCCCUACGCAUCAACAACAACCGGCUUCGUACACUGGCUCCUGGCACCUUCGAUGCGCUAAGCGCGCUGUCACAUCUGCAACUCUAUCACAACCCCUUCCACUGCGGUUGCAGCCUUGUGUGGCUACAGGCCUGGGCUGCGAGCACCCGGGUCUCUUUACCCGAGCCCGACUCCAUCGCGUGCGCCUCUCCUCCUGCUCUGCAGGGGGUGCCGGUGCACCGCCUGCCCGCCCUGUCCUGUGCACCUCCCAGUGUGCAUCUGAGUGUUGAGCCGCCGCCUGAGGCGCCGGGCAGCCCCCUGCGCUCCGGCCUAACGCUCAUGCUACACUGCGUCGCCGAAGGACACCCCACGCCCCGCCUGCAAUGGCAACUUCAGAUCCCGGGGGGCACCGUAGUGUUAGUGCCGCCGAUCCUGAGCGGGGAGGACGACGGGGACGGAGCGGAAGACGGGGAGGAGGAAGGAGAUGGGGACGGGCCAACGCAGACAGAGGCUCCAACCCCGACUCCAGCACCCGCUUGGCCUGCGCCCCCAGCUACCCCGCGCUUCCUGGCCCUUACAAACGGCUCCCUGUUGGUGCCCCUCCUGAGUGCCAAGGAGGCAGGCAUCUACACAUGCCGUGCCCACAACGAGCUGGGUGCUAACUCCACGUCAGUUCGCGUGGCAGUGGCAGCUGCAGGGCCCCCAAAGCACGCUCCUGGAGCAGGGGGAGACCCUGAUGGGCAGGCUCCGACCUCUGAGCGUAAGUCCACAGCCAAAGCCCGGGGCAACAGUGUCCUACCUUCCAAGCCCGAGGGCAAAGUCAAAAGCCAAGGCCUGGGCCGGGUUAGCGUCCUCGGGGAAACACAGGCGGGGCCGGAGGGGGACGAGGAGGCAGGUGAGGGUGAAGAGGCAGAAGACCAGGUCUCAGCUGACCCGGUGGAGCAACGCUGUGGCCACGGGGACCCCUCGCGGUACGUGUCCAACCACGCGUUCAACCAGAGCGCCGAGCUCAAGCCGCAUGUCUUUGAGCUGGGCGUCAUCGCGCUGGACGUGGCGGAGCGCGAGGCGCGGGUGCAGCUGACGCCACUGGCGGCAAGAUGGGGCCCUGGGCCCGGCGGGGCUGCGGGAGCAGGGCGGCCCAGACGGCGGCCAUUGCGUCUGCUCUAUCUGUGCCCGGCGGGGGGCGGCGCAGCAGUGCAGUGGUCGCGUGUAGAGGAGGGCGUCAACGCCUACUGGUUCCGAGGCCUGCGGCCCGGCACCAACUACUCCGUGUGCCUGGCGCUGGCAGGCGAGGCCUGCCACGUGCAAGUGGUGUUCGCCACCAAGAAAGAGUUGCCCUCACUGCUGGUUAUUGUGGCGGUGAGCGUGUUCCUCCUGGUGCUGGCCACCGUGCCCCUGCUGGGCGCCGCCUGCUGCCAUCUGCUGGCCAAACAUCCGGGCAAGCCCUACCGUCUUAUCCUGAGGCCGCAGGCCCCGGAUCCCAUGGAGAAGCGCAUCGCCGCCGAUUUCGACCCGCGUGCCUCCUACCUCGAGUCCGAGAAAAGCUACCCUGCAGGCGGCGAGGCGGGCGGCGAGGAGCCAGAGGAGACCCCCGGGGCGGGCCUUGACGAAGAAGCAGAGCAGGGGGACCCAGGUGGGGGCCUGCAGAGGGAGCAGAGCCUGGCGGCCUGCUCGCUGGUGGAGUCCCAGUCCAAGGCCAACCAAGAGGAGUUCGAGGCGGGCUCCGAGUACAGUGAUCGGCUGCCCCUGGGUGCCGAAGCGGUCAACAUCGCCCAGGAGAUUAACGGCAACUACAGGCAGACAGCGGGUUGA